Messenger RNA from Cyprinodon tularosa, 8052 nucleotides. It is a transcript of the gene slc6a9, whose product is annotated as solute carrier family 6 member 9. Gene Ontology annotation, biological process: neurotransmitter transport; glycine import across plasma membrane; synaptic transmission, glycinergic. Gene Ontology annotation, molecular function: glycine:sodium symporter activity. The record is from RefSeq and is a predicted model, not a curated record. Bases 428 to 2392 code for a protein of 654 amino acids. The transcript is spliced from 14 exons. NCBI's taxonomy places the organism in Eukaryota, Metazoa, Chordata, Actinopteri, Cyprinodontiformes, Cyprinodontidae. Gene Ontology annotation, cellular component: plasma membrane.
GGAGGAGGCUUUCUUUAGGCGCUUGACGUUGACCGUGGAGGGACCUAGGACCAAGGUGAUGCAACUUCCAACUUCAUUUACCGGUGGGAAGAAAUAAGUCGGGGGGGCUUGAAGUGAAGUGAAGGGCGCGCCGCACCUCCACGCGCAGAUAACGCCUCCUUAAUGAGGGAGAGAGGAAGGCUUAGAAAGGUUCCUGGAUUAGGGCAGAAUUAACACAAAGCAGCGACGCCACUCCAAGCAACACUUGCAAACGGCACAGAAGAAGUGGGGGAACCGAGACGGAGAGAGUCCGACGCGGCGGGGUGAAGGCACUGGGGCACCUCAGAAGACAUCAGAGCUCUGAUAGCCAGAGGUGGACGAGUCCAAUCCAGACAGUGUGUGCAAAUAGCAAAGAGGCAGAGGAUCUUUGCUCACAAGUUGCUGGAGGAUGGAUGAGAAGCAGUUCACUGGCAUCCUGAAUGGAGCAGUUCCAGGGGAGCCCGUGAAGAAGGAUGAAAACUCCCGCAGGGGAAACUGGGGCAACCAGAUUGAGUUUGUACUUACAAGUGUGGGCUACGCAGUGGGCCUCGGCAACGUCUGGAGGUUUCCUUACCUCUGCUACAGAAAUGGAGGAGGUGCCUUUAUGCUGCCAUAUUUCAUCAUGUUGGUAUUCUGCGGCAUCCCUCUCUUCUUCCUCGAGCUGUCCUUUGGUCAGUUUGCCAGCCUUGGGUGUCUGGGUGUCUGGAAGAUCAGCCCCAUGUUCAAAGGUGUUGGUUACGGCAUGAUGGUGGUGUCCACUUACAUUGGGAUUUAUUACAAUGUGGUCAUUUGCAUCGCCUUCUACUACUUCUUCAUGUCGAUGACAAAUCUGCUGCCCUGGACAUACUGCAACAACCCCUGGAACACUCCGGACUGCAGCGGGGUGGUAGGCAGUGGCGGCCAGCUAAACGGCAGCCUGGUGAACGCCACCACCAGUCUCGUAGCAGGGGUGACGGAGGUAGUCAACCGCACCAAAAGGACCAGCCCCAGUGAGGAGUACUGGAAACACUACGUGUUGAAUAUCUCGGAUGAUAUUGGAAACUUUGGAGAGGUUCGCCUCCCCAUCCUGGGUUGCCUGGCUGUGUCCUGGGUUGUGGUCUUCCUCUGCCUCAUCAGGGGUGUGAAGUCCUCAGGAAAGGUGGUGUACUUCACAGCCACUUUCCCUUAUGUGGUUUUGACCAUUCUUUUUAUCCGUGGCAUCACACUGGAUGGAGCUAUUAAUGGAAUCAAGUACUACCUGACUCCACAGUGGCAGAAGGUCCUUGAUGCAAAGGUUUGGGGAGAUGCUGCCUCACAGAUCUUCUACUCCUUGGGCUGUGCCUGGGGAGGUCUCAUCACUAUGGCUUCUUAUAACAAGUUUCACAACAAUUGCUUUAGAGACAGCAUCAUCAUCAGCAUAACUAACUGUGCCACCAGCGUGUAUGCCGGCUUUGUCAUUUUCUCCAUCCUGGGCUUCAUGGCGCACAACCUGAACGUUCCAGUGUCUGAAGUGGCUGACCACGGCCCCGGACUGGCCUUCGUGGCCUACCCUGAAGCUCUCACUCUGCUGCCGAUCUCUCCUCUGUGGUCCCUACUGUUCUUCUUCAUGCUCAUACUAUUGGGACUAGGAACUCAGUUCUGCCUGUUGGAGACGUUGGUUACAGCCAUCGUGGACGAGAUUGGCACAGACUGGAUUAUUCGAAAUAAGACAGUAGUCACACUCUCAGUGGCUGUGCUUGGUUUCCUGCUGGGCGUUCCAUUGACCACACAGGCAGGAAUCUAUUGGCUGUUGCUGAUGGACAACUAUGCUGCCAGCUUCUCACUGGUCGUCAUCUCAUGCAUCAUGUGCAUCUGCAUCAUGUAUAUUUAUGGUCACAGGAACUACUUCAAGGAUGUUGAGAUGAUGCUGGGCUUCCCUCCUCCUCUCUUCUUCAAAGUCUGUUGGAGAUUCAUCUCACCUGUCAUUAUCUCUUUCAUCCUAAUCUUUACCGUGAUCCAGUACAAGCCUAUCACUUACAAUGAAUACGUGUAUCCUGGCUGGUCUCUGGCUAUUGGCUUUGCCAUGGCACUAUCCUCUGUGAUUUGCAUACCCGUUUAUGCCCUGUACAAGAUUUCCAGGUCCCCAGGGACUACCUUCAGAGAGCGGUUGAAGCAUGCAUGCCAAGCACAUCCAAAAUGGGGCCCAGCCCUGGCCGAGCACAGAACAGGCCGCUACGCCCCGAUGGCUUCUGGUGACACCGUUGAGGCCCGACCCCUAAAGGAGAAGGAGGAGCUCAGAGAAGAGCACAAUGAGGAGAAAGCUAAGGAGAAGGAGAAGAAGGAGGAGAUUAGCCUCACCAUCCAGGGAAGCAACGGUUCCACCAACACACACAACAACCCUAACCCCAGCGCAUAGACGCCACCCCUCUCUGUCAGCGCUACUGGGCAUGACCUCUGCGGCCUCCGGUCUCCUCCUUCUCUUCCUCCCUUUUCCCCACUUCUCCUCCAUCCUCACCCUACUUUCCCACAGUUCUCUGUGGGGGAGAUCCCAUUCGCUGGAGACCUUUACAUAUUGUAAGGGCUUAUUAUAUCUAUCCUAACCUCUUCUAUCUGUCUGCGUGUUAUCUCUAGAUAAAUGAAGAAAAAAAUGAAAGGAUAAAAGAAAUUGGGUCAUCAUCCAAAAGAGCUGUGUGUUUGUAAGCAUGUAAGUGUGUGUACAUGUGUGUGGGAGUGAGUUGUUAAUUUGUUUCUGCAUAAUUUAAUUAUGCAGUUUGUUAUUCCUUUCAUUUUUUUUUGUAAAACUUGUAAAUGACAUCCUCAUCAGCAGUUAGAGGUACAGUAGAUUGUGAAGCUGCAUGUGCUCGUUUUGUGCAUGCAGUUGCAAAGAGACGCACACUGUUCUCCUGUAUUCAUUUCGCUGGGUCAGUUUGGGAUGGAUGACUUUGUAGUGGCAGCAGUCAGACAGCUGGAGACCUGUUGUGGUGCUGUAGCCUAGAGGGGGGACGGCAAACCGUGUCGGCACUGGCCAUCUGAUACGGAACAAUGAUAUUAGGCUUAAAUUUGCAGCCAGAAAAGGAGGCGGAUACACUGAAUCAUGCUCGUAGAUAUGAAGGGUCCAACCUGCUUCCAAAAAAGAUAAAGAUAGAAAUAUAUAAUUGGCUAAAAAAAUAAAUAAUGUGCAAACGAAUAUACCCAAACAUAUACUGGUAUACAAAGUGCCAUAAUUUGUAUUGGUAAACUUUAUUAAUGUGUUAUUCUUCCUGUCUAUUUACUCCAAUAUCUCUACUUGUUCAGCUGAUAUUUAUUUAGUUAUUUUAAAUGUUUAACUCUUUAAUUAUAACUCUUCUUUAUUUCUACAUCCUCUAAGAUGCUUAAAUUUUGUUAAAACAUGUACUGUACUUUAUUAUUGACCACCAACUUUAUACUUUGUAAAUUUAGGCAUAUAACCUUAAUGUCUUGUUAUGUAUUUUUUAAAAGCUUAAAUCUGUCAAAACAGAAUUAUUUUAGAUAAAGUGAACAAUAAAAGACAAAAAAUAGAGAUGUCACAAAAUCAAAGAGCAAGAAAUUAAGGAAAUAAAUAAGUAUAUGAAUAAAACUUCAAAUCAAAAAUUUUAAACUAAAAAGGAGUGAUAGUAACACUGAAAAAUUAUUAUAGUUUAAAUCCUAAACAAAUAUAGAAUGUUGCCAUUACUGCAGUAUUUUUUCUUGCUUUUUGGCAUAUCAAUUGAGCCAUUUGUUUAUUUCUGUUUUUGUUAAUUGUGGCAGGUUUGGCCUUCCAUAUAAUUCUCUGAAUACAGCAUUUACCACAGAACACAGUGAACUCAGACUAAGUUAAUCUCAGUUUAGGACCAAGCCUCUUGUUUUCUUACGCUGCUUUUUCUUCAAAUGAACCAUAAAGAGCACAAAUAUUUAACUUAAUACAAGAAUAUGAAUGCCACUUUAGGCUGAUUUUCUGCAGGAAUUUCCCCUGUAGUUAUCUGUUUUCAUUAAAGCUGCUUAGAUCCUAACUUUUAUGAAAAAAAGACAUUAAGGAUUAAUAUUGUAACACUCUCUGUCAUUACAUUAUCGCAUGUGAAGCAUUUUUUGUUGUUGUUAUUUUUGACAGAAGAGGUCCUAUUGCCCAUUUCUCAGGGUCCAUGCGGUUCCUUACCUGUGGAAUCUAUAACAGGAACUGAAACCUCGGAACUUUAUUCAUUGUCUGAGAACACCCACAUAUGUACACAAUGCAGCUCUCAGAAUACAUACUGAAGUGCCAUCUCUUCUUAAGUCUUCCAGGCAUUAUUUUUGAGUGCAUCUUGGGAUGUGAUCUCUAAAGGAGAAUGUGUAUUAUAGUCGGUGUCUCUAAUGGGUCGUAGUAGUCUGCCCCCAUCUGGCAUGCAACCUGAAUUACAUGAGUGGUGCAUAUCUUAUUGGUGAAGUACAAUUUAGAAACUGACCAAGUGUCGGUGCUUUACUGUCUGUGGAACUUUUAAAUGUGUUACAAGACUCUUGUUUCAAGUUCUGAGCCAAGCUGUUUGAGAGACAAAAAGUGGUGAGAUGCUGCUUGUUUCCAGAAGAAAACAGAAUAAAAUUAAGCGAUUAAUUCUCUAGUUUUAUAUAUAGCUGCAAUAGUGUCGUUCUCUCUGUAGAUGUCGUCUCUUUACCUCUCAUUGUAAAGUAACUUGGUACAUAAUGAUAAAAGACAACAUAUGUUUAUUUUGUACAAAACAUAAAAGUUAUAGAUUUGUGAUUUACCAUGUUUGUCAUUUCCUCUUCUGAGAGGAGAGGAACUCUUUAGGAGGAGAGGUUGGUAAAUAUCCAGUUGAGCUGUGUUGUUGCUUAGCAGAAUACAAACACUGAUUCUGGUAAAAAAUUUAGUUAUACCCGAUUCAAACAUCUUAAUGUGACUGUAAUUUUACCAUACUGUGUGGUGAAAUUAUUUUAUCUUUAUCAGCAGUGACCAUUUGCUAUAGAGUGCAGCAGGUUUUCUUCAGGAUGGUGCAUUCUGUUGGCACAAAAUAGAAACAUCACUUGGUGUGACUGUUAUGAUCCGGUGAGCACUGAGUAAACAACUCAACUCAAUGUAGUUCAUUCCUAUGUGCAGGUUUUUGUUUCAAAACCGGAAUUAGCUAUGAAUAUCAUAUAGUGUUACAUAAAAAGUAAAUACUUAGUUUAGCAAAGAGCAGAAACUGGGCAGCAAAAAGCCUGUAAAGUCAGAAUUCUGCAAAAAGUUCACAUGCAUAAUAAAUACUGAUAUUAGCAGUUUUAUUUAAAACACUAUAUGAAUUACUUUAACUGCAAUUUGGACGUAUGGGUGCAGAUUCAAUACCAUGAGGCCUUCCUUCUCUGUUCUCAUGGCUGGCUUUUAAUGCACCUGUGUCUUUACUCCUACUCUCAAGUGGACCUGUGUCUGUGCGCUUAUGUCAACCUUUGGCACUUUGAGGGUGGAACCAGCUUGAGGAAGUGAACUGCCUGUAAUUGGCUACUUUUAGGAAAUCCCACCUUUUAAAAAAGUAGUUCUUCCUGGUUGUGGCUAUUAAUAUAAGCAAAGUGUUUUCAGGCUAAUUGCUGUUCACACAGUUAAAGUUGUUUAAGCUACAUCAUCAUUAAGUAACUUAAUUUAACACAAUAAUGUGUUCUAUCAGCAGUAGCUAUAUGUGCUAAGCUAACCAUAGCUUCGCUGUCUAUAUUGCAGGAAGUAAGGCUUGAAUUAAGUUUUGUUUUUAUUUGAACAUAAACAUUUGCAUUUCUAAUCAGUUUGCAGAACUUUUUAGGCUUUUUCUUUAAUGUCUAUCAUUUUAUUUAUAGAUUUAUCAGUUGAUAAAAAAAGGCUGUUGCAUAUGAAGUCAGCAUUCAACUAUUGAAGAGAUUAGCAAUUAUCUAAAAUAUGCUUUGUUAAAUGUUAUUUGCCAAAAUCAGAAAAAAAACUUUUCUGCUUAAGGAGAAGGUAUUUCCUAAAAAGUGGCAGACCACAACUGGUAUACUUUCUCCAGCUGGUACCGCCCUGAAAGUGAUGAAAGUUGACAUAAGCCUAAGAUUCUGUUACAACCACAAUCACAGAUAUUGAACGUACACCCAUGCCUCAUGAUAUUUGUAGUAAAAUGUGUGUGAACAGUAGUUUACAUGUGUGGAUCUCUGACAAAAGCGCUAGUAGGAGUUUUUAUGAGGUGUGUGCACUUCUCUGAGAAUUCUGACCUUAUGGUAGCCUUGUACCACCCGUGCAAAAUUUUCCUGCAACUCCAGCACUAUUUAUUCAGAUUUUCUGAAUUGCACAUUAGAAAAAUCUAAGAGAGGGCUCCCUAGGAUGGAUUUACCUAUUUAAAUGUCAUAGAUCUCCAGCCAGUGACAUAUUUGAGACUUACAUUCAUGCAGUAGGUUUUAAUGAUUAAAUAAAUGAAAAUAAAAAAACAUAUCAUAUCAAACAAAUAUUUUUCAUUCAGACACCAGGGCCAUAAUGUGAAAGGUGUAUAAAAUGCUGCUUGACUGUUCAGACUGCAGAUUCUUUAAAGACUAUCAAUAUGUAUUCAAUUCAGUAUCGCAUAUGGAAAUAGUUCAAAUCAGAUUUUUCGGGGGCAGUGAAAAUAUUAGAAUUGGGCCAUUCACAUUGCUUACUUAAAAAGUUGGAUAUGAGUUGCAUUUGGGCAAAAAGAUUGGAUUUGCCAACUGUGUGAAUGUAGUCUAAAAUAGCUGUUGGUCUACUAUAACAUCAUAUAUGUGUGAAAAUAAACAAUCUAGAUGCACUUCAGAUGUUCUUUAAAAAAAAAAAUCAAUAAUACACUAAGCACUAUACAAUCUACACUUGUGAAUAUGACUUUUUAGAACUUAAAUGUGGAAAAUUAAGUGAAACAUGUUGAUAUUAGCUAGUAUUCUAGUAAAAGUAGCAACACAACAAUUUAGUUAGUCCCCAAAGAACAGUCCCACCGAGGGAGUGACCAUAAGGCCAGAUGUAAAUUUCAACUUUUGCAAAAAAAUAUCCCCAGCCUAAGUUCUGCUGUUUAACUUUAUAUUCCUACGGGCCACUAUCAAGGUAUACUGAGAAUUAUAAAACAAUAUAUGUUCAAAAUCCCCCAAAAAUGUCAGCAUAUAAUUCCUACAUUUAACACCUACUAUAUAUAAGAUGACAGAAAAAUGACAUGAGGAACCAGGGUUUCAAAAACUGUAGAACGCCUAGAGAGCAGAAGAGUUAAAAAACGGCAAUAUUGUUGCCAUUUUUCCCUUGUUUACGAGAUAAUCUGUUAAUAUUUCAGAAGAUGAAAACAUGGACGAUUGCGAUGCAGAAACUAUAACCACACAAACCAUAAUACUUAUUAAAGUUUUAUAAUUGCACUUAGGGAGUUAGUAUCCAUGCACAUUAAAAAUGCAAAUACAAGAAAGGCUUAAUAUUCUGGUCAUCAGGAAAUAAAUAAUACUAAAUUUAGUGGGUGAAUAUAUUAAAAUUAGCUUAGGUAAAUGUUGGCCAUAAUAUUCGUUUUAUGUUUCAUUCAGUUUCACUAAGUUUCCAGUUGCAAUUAGAUUUUUUUUCUCUUAUUAAAUAAAGCAGUUAGAGGGUAAUAUACAUUUUAUCACAUUUUAAGGCGCAUUAAUAUAUUUUUAGUCAAAUGUUAUCAUACCAUGAGUAAAACACACUGCUUAGAGUUGUUCUAGUUGCAGAACUGAACAAAUAGUCAAGCAUAUAACACAUACAAUCAUCAACAGAUCGGUAUACAAAUGAAAUAAUGUGUAUGUUGGUUUUUUAAGGGUUAUGGGACAUAGCUAGUGGGCCUGCAGUUAAUCUUUAUGCUAAACUAAAGUAGACUAAUACAAGCAGUUAGAAAGAGGUUAAUUACGUUUGAUCUUUAAAUAAAGACUGAGUCUAAGACAAUUAAGCACAUUCCCAGAAAUGGUGACCCUUUUUUUCUAAAUGUCUAUGUAAGUCUUAAUGGAAAGACUUAAUGAAGCACUUAUUUGGAAUACAUUUGCACAUAUUCUAAUUGUACUGUUUAAUUUGGGUAUGCAAUUGCUCCUACAGUCCACAAGAUGGAGUAAUGCUGAUAACAUUAAAAAAGACACAACACUGUGGUGGCCAAAUAAAAAAAGGAGUUUGAUAAACAGCAGUAA